CCACAAUCUACUAUAGCUUUUAUGGCGUGAUCAUUCACAAGAACAGUGAAGGUACACUCACAGCUCUGGUGACUGCUUGCCUGCGCAAGCAAGCAGGCAGCCAGCGUUCACAGCUCGAUUUUUCCAGCUGCUUGCAGAGCCGAAAAUUGGCGGAACAUUUGAAUAUGAUUAAAAUGAAAUAUACUGUUUUAAUACAUAUUAAUAAUAAAAGGGUGUAAAAAAACUAAAAUUACUGCAAUAUUAAUGUUUUUUCUGUAGUUAAGUGAUUUAUGUAUGACUACUGUGGAAAAAAGUGAUGUGUGUAUUUAAGUUAUUCUAACCUCAAAAAUUCUCACUCCUGGUCUGUCAUCGUUGCAUGCUGUCAGAAUUUGUUAUGGAUAACGAAAUGAACUAUUAUUCAUCAUCAGAAUCUGAUGAUAAUCUCACGAAGAUUCUCCUUGGUCUUUUUGUACUUCGUAGAAAAAGGCGAAUAAAGAAGAGAAGAUUUCGUGUAAAUAAACUGUGGUUGAGUAGAGAACAAAAAGGUGCUCAUAAUUUUGGUUUGGAGACGGCCCUGUUCGAUGAUGUUAUGUUCCGCAAAUAUACAAGGAUGACCGUAACGCAAUAUGAAGAAAUACUUCAGCAAGUUGGUCCUAAAUUAUUGAGCAAGUCAACUCGAGAAGACAUUAUUUGCCCGUCGCUGAAAUUAAUGCUGACAUUAAGAUUUUUAGCUGCAGGAGAGAGUAUCUCAUCUCUUCACAUUCAAUUCCGAAUGGGAAAUUCUACAGUCGUGAAAUAUAUUUAUAAAACUAUGGAAGUUUUAUGGACAACGUUACAACCCAUUGUAAUGCGUAUGCCUGAAACUCCUGAAGAAUGGCUUCAGAUUUCAGACGUUUUUGAAAGGCAGUGGCAAUUCCCUCAUACCUGGGGAGCGAUGGAUGGCAAACACAUUCUUAUGCAGGCUCAACCUCACAGCGGUUCCAUCAACUUUAAUUACAAACAUCAUCAUAGCUUAAAUUUAUUGGCUGUUUGUGAUGCUGAUUACAAAUUCAUCGCCAUAGACGUCGGAGGAAGAGGCAGAGAGAGUGAUGGCGGAGUUUUAAGAAAAAGUAAUUUAGGGGAAAUGAUUUUUGAAGGAAGCCUCAAUCUGCCACCUCCAUCGGAGAUAUUUCCUGGAGGUCCGGUUGUACCAUAUUACUGUGUGGCAGACGAAGCAUUCCCUUUGCAUCCAAAUAUAAUGCGCCCCUUUCCUGGACGCUCAACUGGUCGGCUCCCUUUUUCUCAAAAAGUUUUCAAUUACAGAUUGAGCAGAGCCAGACGAACGAUUGAAAAUGCAUUUGGCAUUCUGUCCUCACAGUGGAGAAUCUUUCGUGUACCCAUCGAUGCCACCGAAGAACAUAUAAAGUUAAUUGUUAUAGCGAGUGCUUCACAAUUAUCUUCUAUCAAAUGAAGAGAACUGUCCUGAGGAUCAAAGACAUUAUUGUCCAAUUAACUUUGCGGACCGAAUAGAAAACGGAAUUGAAAUUGAAGGAGAGUGGAGGCGUGAUUUACAAAUGGAUGCAUUUGCUCCUCCUGAUGCAGUUAAUAUUUGUAAUUUAAGUGCUAUUACAAUCUGCGAACAUUUAAUGCACUACCUCUUAGAAGAAGGGCAAGUGCACUGGCAGACUGACCGAGUAAAUGAAGGGGUCUUCUAGUCUAACUUCGAUAACAUUUUGUGGUUUUGUUAUUAAAAUUGCUAUAUAUUUGAUUUUAAUGUAAUUUAUUCUUUGAUAUAAUUUUAAUGUAUUUCUUCGAAUAUUCUACGAAUUAUAACUUAAAAAAUAAAAGAUUCUUAAACUUAA
Molecule: messenger RNA, 1820 nt
Organism: Leptopilina boulardi
Lineage: Eukaryota; Metazoa; Arthropoda; Insecta; Hymenoptera; Figitidae
Exons: 5
Coding region: 356-1429 (357 amino acids)
Source: RefSeq, a predicted model, not a curated record